CCGCGCAUGCGCUGCGCCUUUAGCGCGCAAAAAUUUCAAAAUAUUCCUCCGGGUGUUGAGAGGCGGCCAAGUGUGGUCCUCAGGAAGUGUCCAUUACGUUGAUCCGAUGUAUUCGAGUACAUAACCCCACAUUCUUCGAGCCUUUGCCGUCGAAUCUCCACAUGCCUGUGUGGACCCAUAGGACGCCUGUGCAAGCACUGGAUUUUGCUCUGCAACGUCAUUAAGUCAGAUUUACAGAGAGAAGAGACUGAGAGAAAGAUCUUCUGUCUGCUGGUUCACUCUCCAAAUAGCUACAGCGGAGUUGAGCUGAUCUGAAACCAGGAACCAGGAGCUUCUUCAGAGUCUCUCAUGCGGGUGCAGAAUCCCAAGGAUUUGGGCCAUCCUCAGCUGCUUUCCCGGAUCACAAGCAGAGAGCUGGAAGAGAUGUGGAGCAGCUGGGAUACGAACCAGCACCCAUAUGGGAUCCUGGAACAUGCAAGGAAGCCGGUUGUGAGCCAAGGGGAAGGCAGAAAGCAGCUGUGAAUAUGUUUCCAAGCUUUCGUGGCGGUUUAUGGCAUUCUCCAAACUCCUAUGCAAGGACUGUGGCUCAUCGAGAAGACCCAAGAAGGCUGUUCGUGAGAUCAAGUCUGGAUGAAGAACUAAGAGGAAAAAAAUGAAUAUGGUUUUUGCUCACAGAAUGGAUAACAGCAAGCCAGCUUUGGUUACUCCUACCCUUCUGGUGCCCCUCCACAACCACAGCUCCACCGACAUCGCCACCCCUCUGCCAAGCCUCGGACUGACUCAGUUACAGGAGGAGCACAAUUGGAUGAGCAAUGGAACAGACCUUCGAUACGCACCGAAACCCGGGGAAGUGGCCACGGCCAGCGUUUUCUUUGGGACUCUGUGGUUAUUUUCCAUCUUUGGCAAUUCUCUGGUCUGUCUGGUCAUCCAUAGGAGCAGAAGGACCCAGUCUACCACGAACUACUUUGUGGUCUCCAUGGCCUGCGCUGAUCUUCUCAUCAGCGUCGCCAGCACGCCAUUCAUCCUGCUCCAGCUGGCCACGGGCCGGUGGACGCUGGGCAGUGCCAUGUGCAAGGCCGUGCGGUAUUUCCAGUACCUCACGCCAGGGGUGCAGAUCUAUGUGCUGCUCUCCAUCUGCAUAGACCGCUUUUACACCAUUGUCUAUCCUCUGAGCUUCAAGGUGACCAGAGAAAAAGCCAAGAAAAUGAUCGCAGCCUCCUGGAUCUUCGAGGCAGCCUUUGUGACCCCAGUGUUCUUCCUCUACGGCUCCAACUGGGACAGCCAUUGUGACUAUUUCCUCCCUUCCUCUUGGGAAGGAACCGCCUAUACUGUUAUCCACUUCUUGGUAGGCUUUGUGAUUCCAUCUGUCCUCAUAAUCUUAUUUUACCAAAAGGUCAUAAAGUAUAUUUGGAGAAUAGGCACUGAUGGCCGAACAGUGAGGAGGACAAUGAACAUUGUCCCAAGGACAAAAGUGAAAACUAUCAAGAUGUUCCUCAUUUUAAAUCUAUUGUUUUUGCUCUCCUGGCUGCCUUUUCAUGUAGCUCAGCUGUGGCACCCCCACGAACAAGACUAUAAGAAAAGUUCCCUUGUUUUCACAGCUGUCACAUGGAUAUCCUUUAGUUCUUCAGCCUCCAAGCCUACUCUGUAUUCGAUUUAUAAUGCCAAUUUCAGGCGAGGGAUGAAAGAGACUUUUUGCAUGUCCUCGAUGAAAUGUUACCGAAGCAAUGCCUAUACGAUCACAACAAGUUCAAGGAUAGCCAAAAAAAACUAUGUCGGCAUUUCAGAAAUCCCUCCCAUGGCUAAAACUAUAACCAAAGACUCAAUCUAUGAUCCCUUUGACAGAGAAGCCAAGGAAAAAAAGCUUGCGUGGCCCAUUAACUCAAACCCACCAAAUACUUUUGUCUAAUUUCUCAGAAUCCUUUCAAUUAUUGUUAUGCACCAGAGAUUAAAAAAGCUUUAACUAUAAAAACAGAA
Messenger RNA from Ochotona princeps (American pika), 1974 nucleotides. It is a transcript of the gene GPR19, whose product is annotated as G protein-coupled receptor 19. The record is from RefSeq and is a predicted model, not a curated record. The transcript is spliced from 5 exons. Bases 653 to 1906 code for a protein of 417 amino acids. Gene Ontology annotation, biological process: G protein-coupled receptor signaling pathway. Gene Ontology annotation, molecular function: G protein-coupled receptor activity. Gene Ontology annotation, cellular component: plasma membrane. NCBI's taxonomy places the organism in Eukaryota, Metazoa, Chordata, Mammalia, Lagomorpha, Ochotonidae.